This is a messenger RNA of Staurois parvus, 700 nucleotides long. The record is from the annotation of a GenBank genome assembly. NCBI's taxonomy places the organism in Eukaryota, Metazoa, Chordata, Amphibia, Anura, Ranidae.
GCGGGCACUGGGUCAGACAUUGAAUCGUCUGACUGGACAGCGGGCAUCGGGUCACCAGGCAUCAAGUCAUUUGGCUCGACAGCGAGCACCGCGUCAUCUGGCAAGGCAGUGGGCUCCGAGUCAACAGGCACGACAGUGGGCACCGGGUCAUCAGGUACCGGAUUGUCUGGCUCGACAGCGGGCAUCGGGUCACCAGGUAUGACAGCGGGCACUGGGUCACCAGGCAUCAGGUCAUUUGGCUCGACAGCGGGCACCGCAUCAACUGGCAAGGCAGUGGGCUCCGAGUCAACUGGUAUGACCGCGGGCACUGGGUCAGACAUUGGAUCGUCUGACAGGACAGCGGGCAUCGGGUCACCAGGCAUCAGGUCAUUUGGCUCGACAGCGGGCACCGCGUCAUCUGGCAAGGCAGUGGGCUCCGAGUCAACAGGCACGACAGUGGGCACCGGGUCACCAGGCAUCGGAUUGUCUGGCUCGACAGCGGGCAUCGGGUCACCAGGGAUCAGGUCAUCUGGCAAGGCAGUGGGCACCGGGUCACCAGGUAUGACAGCGGGCUCUGAGUCAACUGGCACGACAGCGGGCACCGGAUCAGGCACCGGAUCAUCUGGAUCAACAGCGGGCACCGAGUCAACUGGCCCAAUAGGAUCGCCGGGCUGGAUCAGUCCAUCACGCUGAGCAGCGGCAUCAGGCUGAAUGCAGGCAU